AUGGGGGCUAUAGAGGCCCAAUCUGAUAAGAGCCUACAGGUACCUCUGCGUACCAGAUAUCGUAAUAGUCACCAUAGUCACCACACCUACACAACACUGGAUUACAUAUCCAUACAUAAUGGAUAUAAACCAGGAACUAGUUUUAAUUUACAUUCAUUGGAAAAUGAAUGUAAAUUAAAAAAAAUUUUUAACCAGAUUGUUAUCGAUCAAUUAAACGGUGGCGGAUCGAAGCUGAUUGACAUUAGCCAAUUUUGUGAAUCUAAUAGCCUAACCUUCACGCAGCUUUUUAAUCUAUUUAUCAGUUGCCGAGAAACUCAGCAUAAUGCUAUAACACUUGGGGUUCUUUAUGAGCAUGGAAUUGGAACCCCAAAAGAUAGUGAUCUCGCCUUGCAAUGGUACCAGAAAGCCGCAGAUAAUGGGAAAUGCGAAGGUAGUGUUCUUAGUUGGCAAAAAUCAAGCAUUUUAAUUGACUAA
This is a messenger RNA of Acaulospora morrowiae, 474 nucleotides long. The record is from the annotation of a GenBank genome assembly. NCBI's taxonomy places the organism in Eukaryota, Fungi, Glomeromycota, Glomeromycetes, Diversisporales, Acaulosporaceae.